Messenger RNA from Caretta caretta (loggerhead turtle), 4371 nucleotides. RefSeq names its product G protein-coupled receptor 137C (gene GPR137C). Lineage: Eukaryota; Metazoa; Chordata; Testudines; Cheloniidae. Gene Ontology annotation, biological process: positive regulation of TORC1 signaling. Gene Ontology annotation, cellular component: lysosomal membrane. The record is from RefSeq and is a predicted model, not a curated record.
CGAAGCGAGGGAGCGCUGCAGCCGGGCGGGCGGGCGCGGGCUCUUUUGUUGCAUGGGUUUUUAGCCGCUGCUGUGAGGGGGGGGCUUUCCCCGCCCCCGGGUUUUACACCCCCCACCCGCCCCCCCCCCCUUUUAUCCCGUCGCCGCUCCCCCGCCCCAUGAGCGGGACCGUCUCUGCCCCCCCCGCCGGGGCGAUGCCCGCCGUCCCCUACCCGGUGGCGCUGGGGCUGACGGUGCUGCACACCGCCCUGUACGGCUCCCUCUUCCUCUUCGCCUACCUGCAGCUCUGGCUGCUCCUCUGCGCCGGGGAGAAGCGGCUGAGCUACCGCACGCUCUGCCUCUUCCUCUGCCUGCUGUGGGCGGCGCUGCGCACCGUGCUCUUCGCCGGCUCCCUGCCGGGCGCCCCGCCGGCCGCCCCGCUGCCGCGCCCGCCCUUCGCCCGCUGGCUGCUCCACUGCUCGCCGGGCUGCCUGCUCUUCGCCAGCCUCUGCCUCCUCCACCUCUACUUCGCCGAGGUUAUAUUCAAAGUCAAAUGUGCAGCAGAAUUCAAUAAGUACAAGGUCCUGUUGUAUCUGGGCUCCAUAUUUACCAGCCUUCUCUUUCUCAUUGUGAAUUUAACUUGUGCAAUGCUUAUCCAUGAAGAUGUCCCAGAGAGUCGGCUGAGAUGGACAGUAUUUGUUCGGGCACUAGUCAAUGACAGUCUCUUCAUUCUUUGUGCCAUUUCAUUAGCUUGUUGUAUGUGCAAACUUGCAAAAAUGUCAUCGGCGAACGUCUACCUCGAGUCAAAGGGCACAUCCGUCUGCCAGGCUAUCCUCGUCGGUUCAGUAGUUGUUCUUCUGUACUCUUCAAGGGCUUGCUAUAAUCUGGUAGCAGUGGCCAUAUCUCCAGAGAAUGUUCCUAGUCCAUUUAAUUAUGGCUGGGACAACUUUUCAGAUAAGAUGCAUACGGAGGAAGUCAGUGGUGAAGAAUAUGUGGUGUUUGGAGUGGUCCUCUUCCUCUGGGAGCUUGUGCCGACCAGUUUUGUGGUGCUGUUCUUCCGGGCUCAGAGGCUCACUCAGAACUUGACACCAGCUGGCAUGAUCAACAGUCACAGUUAUAGCUCCAGAGCGUACUUCUUUGACAAUCCAAGGCGAUAUGACAGUGACGAGGACUUGCCAAGACUUGGUGCGAGAGAAGGAGGCAGCUUGGCUACCCCUCAGUGCUCCGGCUGGUAUGGCACUCUGCCUGAGAGCGAUAGCUGUGCGGUUAUUCCCUGUCUGAGUGGACCUAAGCCAGACACCGCCCCACUGCUCUUCACGUGUAGUGAUUUGGAAACUAACAAUCACCACAGCUUAUACUCCACGCCACAGAACUGAAGAACCCCACCAAGAUUUGCUUCUCUUGGGGCAGCUUUCUUGGGAGUCCGAUCAUUUUCCAAACAUCUAACUCCAUCUGCACAAACAUUCCAUUCUCUCUUGCAGCUGUAAACCAGGACCUGGAGACUUAGGCUGUGUGUGGUAUGUAAAACUGUUAUUCAUGGUACCGUGUAGCAAAGGGAAAGUGAAAAAUCUCUGGGAGCUUUUUGGGAGGGAGGUCAAGUCUUCUCAAGAUGCUCAUUGGCAGCUAGAAGCCCCAGAGCUGACUCACUAGACCAACAUCAGAUGCAUAUUUGCACUUUUUUUAUCUGCACGUUCUGAAGGAACACAUCACGCUCCGACUUCCCUUUGGAACAGCCUGUGUCUGUUCCAUGUUACUUUUAAUUGCACAUCCAUGGCUGGGAGAGGUCAUCCCGUGAAGACGGGCGCGUCAAUAUGUAGACCAUGCUGUGCUCGGUGUCCUGAUCCACUCCAAGGACACAAUCUCUCUCUCUCUUCAGAGAAACUGUGUGGGAUUUAUACUAAUGAAGAAAGUUACCUAAUGUAUAAUGUGCCAUAUUCACAAUACAAAUUUAGUGUCUCUUUGCUGGGGAUGUGGUCUUACUCUAACUUGGUCCUCAUGUCAGCAGACUACUAAAAUACUCUUAGUUGGACUGUGGGUUAAAGCAAACCUUAAAGCAUGGGUGUGCGAAGGUCUUUAAAGGCCUGAGCUCAAUGGCUGUUUCUAGCAUGAAGGUCACUGAAAAGUAACUAUCUCUGCUCUUUUAAACAGAAAAAUGCCACCUAGAGCAAGCAGAAUGAGUAGUUACUGUUAAGCUUGUGGAGAGAGCAUGUGUCAAUGAGGCAUGCUCCUUGCCAGGUGGUUUCUUCAAGCAAACCUAGCAGUGAGUCUGGAUAAGUGGCGCGAGCAUUUUAUUUUGGCCGAAACCAAUACAUAACCUGGCUUCUUUCAUACUAGGAUCUGUUCACUGCAUUCCCUAGUGGAAUCGGUGCUUAAUCUGCCUUGGGGGAUAAUAUCAAUUUUAUAUUUAACCUGGCUGAAUAUAAACUAGAGGUCCUUCUUAGAACAUGAAAACUUCUCUUCACUUUCAUGGCAGCUUUCUCUGACAGAAAUCGGGAAGCCUACAGUGUGGUACCUGUGCCGCUAUUUGGGACUGCCUCAAAACUUCUAGUUCUCCUGUCUCUUCGUACUGUGUCUGAGGAAUGAGUGUCCCAUGACAUUCCACUGAAUGUAAUGUAAAAGUAGUGCAACAUGACCUGAACAAGGGGGACCCCCCAUUGAAGUAUUGGUAAAUUUUGGCAUCUCGUUGCAGCGUGUGCACUGGAGGGUGGGUGGGUCUAAUGAGUGAGUAGCAUUUAAUGGAAUGUGUAGGUUUUUUUAACGUCCAGGAUUAUAUUCUGGCAGGAAGUUGGUCUUUAAAUCACUUUUUUUAACUGUGUCCAAAAGCACCCUAUUUAAAAUAGGAAAGCAAGACGUGGCUGUGAGGAUGCACAGGUGUUUAGAUAGGCUCUAAAGUGAGCUGUUAAAUACACUGUUGGUCUACACAGAUUAGUAGCUCCUACAAGGAAAAGCAUGCUUCUAUGGCAAAGCUGCUAUGGCUAGUGUAGGGCAGCCGCUCUCUCCAGCAUCCCCAGGAUCUCUCCACCUUACAUUCCUUUAGAAGCUUAAACAGUUGGCAUACGUUGCUGAUGGCAGGAGCUGGUCCUGCCGAUCAACUGCAUGCACUUUCCAAGGGCGUGCUUAGUUUUUAAACUUGAAUUAAGGUUUGAUGUUAAAGUAGAACUUCACUGAGGGACUGAACAAGACCAUGUCUGUAGGACAGUGGGGAAAUGGCCCCACUAGACAAGUGGGGAUACCGCUGGCACAUGGAACAUAACUGAAGUGACCGUCUAGCCUUAAUGCUGAUUCCCAGGCUUGCAGCUAUAUGGUGGGUGUGACGCACGUUUUCCAAGAAUAAACUCUUGGUUCUCAAAGAAGAUAGGGGCGACUGGGGGGCAGGCCUAGGAUGUGUGUGGGGAAAGAACAUUUGAGUGUAUAGUGAGCAGAUCUAAAUCCUUGCUGUUACUGAGCUAGUUCUGAACCAGUUAGCUGGCAGACCAGGGACCCCCUCUCUCUGUAUAACCCCCACCCAGAAACUGAGCAGCUGGCUUGAGGUGUAGGGGUACUCUAAUGUCCUCACUUUCCUCUUUCGCUCCCUGGUCCAAAACAAAGGCAACCUGUACUCCUUCCUCUAAAGGCUCGGAGACUAUUUUUGGCAGAUCACUGGAUCCUUCUUGCUCGAGCCAGAAAGGACUUAGGAAAACCAUUGUCCCAGCUACUUUUAUUUUAGCUACCAUUGUAAGACCCGUCUCGUUGCCUAGGUUGGGAUUCAGAAACCAGUUGCUCUGUCUCGAUCGCUGCUUGACUUAUGGUGAAACUAGUUAGGGACCUGAACUCCAGCCGCAGCCCUUCUCUUUCCCCCUCCCAUAAGUCACCAAAGACGUGAAGUUCAGCCACUGGCCCCUGUUUUUGCUUAAAAGUCCAAAGCACUAGGAGCACUUUAAGUUUCCUUUGGAGGGAAGGGAGUGUUGUGCAAAAAAAAAAAAAAAGGGCUACAGACUCAUUGUUCAUAUUGCACUGACGCACAGAACGACAAUAUGAUCUUCCUCUCAUUAGGAUCACCGAUCAGGGCAGUGAGUCUUGUUGCUUAAGUGUGUACUAGUGAGUGACUAGCAAACGUUUUGGUUUUUAUUACUUUGUAUGGAUGGCCGUCAAUUUCAGAACUCCGACAGCUCAGAUUGGGGCCGGUCUUGUGUUUUACUGAAGUAAUUUAUAGCUGACGUGUACAAUGACUUUUAUAUGCAUAGUUGCCUUUCAUUCCAUAUUUUUUUUGUAAUGGUUUAACCGUUUCUCAGCUUCACAACCAGUCUAGAGCUGGUUGCAACAGGAAGCUGUGGCCAAUGAAUGUACCUAUUUGUUGUUGUUCACUAAACUGUAACCAAGCACUAUGUGGAAUAAAUUCUCCUGUGCUAUUUA